GGCACAGAUCAAACUGCAUCUCAGUGGAUUUUCACCCUUUUGGAGAGUUUUUCGCGUCUGGCUCAUUGGACACAAACUUGAAAAUCUGGGACAUAAGGCGCAAGGGGUGCAUACAGACAUACAAGGGCCACACUAAGGGGGUUAACUGCAUCAGGUUCAGCCCAGAUGGAAGAUGGGUGGUGUCUGGCGGAGAAGACGGUAUUGUCAAGCUCUGGGAUCUGACGGCCGGAAAGUUAAUGCACGAUUUCAAGCUACAUGAGGGCAGUCAAAUCAAUUGCCUCGAUUUUCACCCGUACGAAUUCCUUCUGGCGACAGGUUCUGCAGACCGGACUGUGAAGUUUUGGGAUCUGGAGACUUUCGAGAUGAUAGGCUCAGCAGGACCAGAGUCAUCGGGUAUCAGAUCAAUAAUCUUCACACCAGAUGGAAGGACGCUGUUAAGCGCUGCCCAGGAUAGCCUCAAGGUUUGGUCGUGGGAACCGCAGAGAUGUCAUGAUGUAGUGGAUGUAAGCUGGUCGAGGCUUGCAGAUGUUGCGCUCCACGAGGGUCGCCUUUUGGGAUGUGCAUUUCAGCAAAGCUUUGUAGGGGUCUGGGUGGUUGACUUGUCGAAAGUUGCACCAUUCUCUGCGGAGAUGACUGGGCGUACGAUGAUGGUUGGGACUGGCAGCAGUGUACGGGAUAGUGUGGUGAGCGAUGGUCGCGCAGGGUUCCCUAAUGGUCCUUGGAAUGACACAAUGGGCAGAAAUGGUACCUGCAGGAGGUCGUGUCCGGAACUCUCCACUUCAGAUAAUAGCGCACAUAAAGAUGUCCAGGCCUCAUCCACGGGAAACGAAGCUUCAAGUACCAUCAACCAGCACGCCGGUCCAGUUUCUCCACGGAAACCUGUGCGGGGACCACCACCGCAUACUGUGCAAGUGCCGUCCACCGCAUCUUCUGCCCAGUCAGAGCCAGCUGCUGCGGGUCUUCCAUUGCCGGGAACGGCUGUAGGGUCUUUGCCGGAGGGCGUUCCUGUGAAUGGGUCCCUGGAAGUCACGUCGGGUGGUUCGCGGAACCCACGAGGGUGUCUGAGGAACGGAGACAGGUUACAUGUAGCUGUGCCACCACCCGAAGAUGCGGAACGGCACUCUCGAAAUGCGGCGCCGAAGCAGUCUGGGAGGGUGGAUGAUGAAUCGUGGGAAGGGCGGGGUGAGUCUUUGGGAAUGCCAAGCUCGGCGGCGAGUGGAGUUUGCGUAAGUAUGGACCGAGGGAGGACGGUUGCUCCUGCUGGAGAGGCGGAAUUCCAUUCGCGAAGCGCAUCCGGAAUGACGUUAACGGGAGAGCCCCAUCCUAGCGCAAAUGGGUUUGGACCCGAAACAGAUGGUUCGGGAUAUGCAUCUGGGCCUGGGAGAGGGUCAUUAGGGAGUUCAGGGACUGCGACGAUGACGACGACAACAGCCACAGCCGCACAUUCUGGUGGUGGCUCUGAUGAUGAGCGGAGACCGUUGGAGGCAGACACAAGAAGAGAUCCGGCGGCAAGUGGGCCGAGCAUGAGCGGACUGUCGGUCAAUUGGAGAUUAGGAAGGCGGUCCAGAGAGGUUUCUGUUUCUGAUGGGAUGUUAAAGUCAGAUGCUCUUCUUCGGCAUGCGCCAGGUCAUGUUGACGGUUCUGCAUACAUGAACGAUGCGUUUUCGAUUAAUUUUGCAAGGGAGCGGGAGAGGACUCUCAGCCAGUCUGUACACUUUACACGGGGCUUCGAUGUGGUGCGAAACGGCCCGAUGGGGCUUGAUAUCAAUGCCUUCCUUCCGGAGGAGGAGGAGGAGGAGGAGAAGGAGGAGGAGAAGGAGGAGGAGAAAGAGGAGAAAGAGGAGAAAGAGGAGAAUUGCGGUAAUCAUGAUGGGAUCAAGAUUCUUGAUGUUGAGCAAAUGCUUGGAGGAGGAGGAGGAGGAGGAGGAGGAGGAGGAGAGGAAGAUGAAGCAGCUGGGAGGAGGAGAAGAAGAAGAGAGGAAGCUGCUGGAAGAGUAGCAGCAGCAGGAGGAGGAGGAGGAGGAGGAGGAGGAGGAGGAGGAGAAGAAGAGGAAGAAGGAGAGGAGAAGAGGAAGAUGAAUAGGGAGUGGCAGGUUGUGCGCACAUUCUGGGUUAAGAACGACAUGAAAGGUGCUGUCGAGGCACUUGAGAAAAUGGCCGACCAUUCGGUUCUGGUCGAUGUCUUGAGUGCUUGGGUGGAUAGAUCUGAGCUCUUCACGCUGGAGAUUUGCGCGUUGCUUCUACCCCUUCUCAAGAAUCUCUUGACAAGUCAAUAUGACAGGUACUUGACAAUUGCAAUCUCUGUUAUCUCCCUGCUGUUGAAGAGCUUUGGGUCAAUCAUUCAAGAAACGAGGCUGGCAGCACCAUCUGCACCUGGAGUAGAUCUUAGUGGGGAGCAGAGGUAAUUGCAUCACCCUAUUUUUUUCUUCUCUUAGUGUUAAAAAAAAAAAAAAAAAAAAAAAAAAAACACGUAUUGCUUCUGAAACAUUGGCGAAAGCAUUGCAAAGAAGAAAAAAAAGAAAACAUCAAACAAAAACAGAACUUAAAG
Chara braunii is the source of this 2548-nucleotide messenger RNA. The record is from the annotation of a GenBank genome assembly. Lineage: Eukaryota; Viridiplantae; Streptophyta; Charophyceae; Charales; Characeae.